CUUUCAGGUGUUCGGUGCGGAGUGGUUUUUUCGGUGGUUUGCCUAAAUUCAGUCACGGCAUUAUGAAGGUGUGUUUCAUAAUAUUCUCUUUGGUGGCACUAGCCGCUGCGGAUGCUGAGGUGCAAGAACCUUCUACCGUUUUGCAGCCCCCGAGUGAAGGUCAGCAGGACUUUCAUGCUCCUUGGACUGAACAGAACACCUGGCAACCGAUCGUCGAUCCACAGCAACCAAUCAAUGAAGAACAAGCUGGCACUCACGAUCAUCAUCCGCAUGAAAGUUAUACCAGUAACGUUCAGUACCAGAGCCAGCAGUUUCAGGACCACAACACCAUCGAAAGCACUCCAUCCAGCGUAGCGGUUCAGGUCAAUCACCCACACUGUGCAACUUCGUUCACCAACGUAAACCGAUAUGACACACAAUGGCCAAACAGCAACUCUGUUGUUGCCUUGUCAAGUUAUCAUACCGAGCAGCAGCCAGCCGUGGUCGACUACAGCAACAAUGUAGCCCUCUCGAAUCCAUGGAGUGGCAACACCGAAUACAUCAACAACAACAACAACAACAAUCUUGGAGUAAACUCUAAUCUAUGGAGUGACAAUAACAACCUGCAUCAUGCUGCCGUUUAUCAACACCACCAGCCAAGUUAUGGACAUGCAUACAAUCACUAUGAUAGUGCCAGCCUCAAGCACCAUCAACCCGCGGCCAAGUACAUCGCCAUCACUCCCGGAUCUAUCCACAUUGCUCCACUGCCGGGUCACACCGUUUCGCAGAAGUUUCUGAACCUAAAUCAGGCAGGUACCUGGUAAUUAUGGACGGUUCCUACUAAUUUGUUGAUUAGUUUGUAAUACAUUGAGAAGACUGCUAAUAAAAAAUGUGAUUUCAUUGCACAGUGGUACAGAACGACAAUUUAGGCGGACAUGGGGGUUUCGACGCGAUUUUGUGAUUUUACAGCAAUACUUUCUAUGGAGAAGUUGCUUCUUAUAUAUAGGUCUAUA
Wyeomyia smithii (pitcher-plant mosquito) is the source of this 992-nucleotide messenger RNA. RefSeq names its product GATA zinc finger domain-containing protein 15-like. NCBI's taxonomy places the organism in Eukaryota, Metazoa, Arthropoda, Insecta, Diptera, Culicidae. The record is from RefSeq and is a predicted model, not a curated record. The coding region runs from base 63 to 803 and encodes 246 amino acids. The transcript has 2 exons.